Molecule: messenger RNA, 3344 nt
Organism: Myxocyprinus asiaticus (Chinese sucker)
Lineage: Eukaryota; Metazoa; Chordata; Actinopteri; Cypriniformes; Catostomidae
Product: alpha-1-syntrophin-like
Exons: 8
Coding region: 63-1508 (481 amino acids)
Cellular component (GO): dystrophin-associated glycoprotein complex; intracellular anatomical structure; neuromuscular junction
Molecular function (GO): structural molecule activity; protein binding
Source: RefSeq, a predicted model, not a curated record
GAAUUUAGUGUCUGUGUUCGGGACUGCAGCAGCUCCGCUGGUAUUCCAGGAAUGUGUUGAUCAUGGCGGCCGCUGUGAAGCCCGUGAAGAGCGGACUGCUGGAGCUCCGCGUUACCGUCGAUCACUGGAUCCGUGUGCUCGCGACUCUCAGCGAAGACUCGUUCACCGUGAGCCCCGGAGAAUGCGCCGAUGAGUCGGUCAAGCCCUCGUCUCCCGCGGCCGGCGGGGCGGUUAACGGGGAUCCGGCCAAUCUCAGCGCCUCCCCGGUGCCGGACACCAUCACGAACGUCAAGCGGACGGUCCGGGUCACCAAACAAGAAGUCGGAGGGCUCGGCAUUAGUAUUAAAGGUGGGAAGGAGAAUAAGAUGCCCAUCCUCAUCUCAAAGAUCUUUAAAGGACUUGCAGCUGACCAGACGGAAGCUCUUUACGUGGGCGAUGCAAUUUUGUCAGUGAACGGAUGCGACCUAAGAGAGGCUACGCAUGACGAGGCCGUUCAAGCAUUGAAGAAAACAGGCAAAGAGGUCAUUCUGGAAGUAAAGUACAUUAAGGAGAUGUCAGCGUUUUUUAAGGGCGGGUCAACAGCAGGACCCCCGGUGCUUGAUUCCCCCCCAACGACCCCACAGAAGCAGGCAGACCCUGCUCUUAAAGAGACCAGGACCCUUCUGCUCCGAAUGUGUCAUGUUACAUGCAAGCAGUGUCCCCCUGAUACAGAGGACAGGUAUUUUGAGGUUGUAUCGUCAGACAGAAAGAAGUCUGUGUUUUUGCGGGCUAAAGAUCACGCCAUGGCUCAGGCCUGGUAUAAUGCCAUACAGAUCGCAAGUACAGCGUUACUGCCCAGCGCAAUAGCCGAGCUAAAAGCCAUGAAGCCCAACAACGACAUCAAACACAUCGGCUGGAUCAUCGAACAGGGAUCAGAGCGGCCGAUACUGGCAGUAUUGACGGACAGGGAUCUGCUGCUGUACAGCUCUCUACCAGACAGCAAAGACACACUCAACAAUCCAGAUAAGAGAUAUCCAUUAAUUACCACUAGGUUGGUUCACUCCGGACCUGGUAAGAGUUCAUCGCUGCACGAUUCAGAGUUGACGUUUGGCCUGCGUUUGGGCACUAAACAGGGAGUGGAGACUCAUCUGUUCAGAGUGGACACGGCUAAAGACCUGUCUACCUGGACACACUUACUUGUGGAGGGCUGCCACAGCGCCGCAGAGCUUAUACAGGAGGUCACUACAGCAUGCAGCUGGAAUGGGAAGCCAUGUAUGUUGAGCGUGCACAUAGACAAAGGCUUCUCACUCUUCACUGAAGAGGCCGGCGUGAGAAAAAACAUUCUCCUCCAGCAACCGUUUGAGCAUCUGCGCAUGUCUUCAGAUGACGGCGUCCGUAUGAUGUUCCUCGACUUUGGAGGCCCAGAAGCAGAGAUUCAACUUGAUCUUCACUCUUGCCCGAAGACCAUCGUCUUCAUCAUUCACUCUUUCCUAUCGGCCAAAGUCAAGCGGCUAGGCCUGUUGGCAUGACAACCAGCACUCGGAGACCAUACCUCCACAGGUCAGACACCAAGAUGACAGGAGUGAAUGGUUCAGUGGACCACUGAACAUCAAGCCAGACUUUCACCAUAGACUGCCACGGGUCAGAGUUCAACCACUGAAUGCCAAAACAAGCUAGCAAAAAAACAAAACAACCUAAAGCCAUUGAAGGAAACGUUUAUCUCUGUUUUUCCCAUAGUUCUGGCCUUUUAUUGUUUAUUUGUUUGUAUUUCACCUUUGCAUACAACUUAUUGAAUGUUUAAAAAGUUAAUCACCUAAUCAUGCAUUAUAUAUUGUCGGAACUGCAACAGAAACAAAGCAAGAUAUUAGCUUAAGUCCAAAACUUAGUGAGCUGCAUUGCUGCCUACUGUCUACAUAGGCAUCUACCUUCUUAGACCCAAACAUACUCUACACAAGUAUGUGAACACAGAUGCUUCUAGCUACACAAGAUUGAUUUCAUGCACUGUUGCGUUUCGAACAGUCAGAAUGAAACACGUAAUUCAACGCAAGUACACAUUACAUUCUUUUGGAACUUGGAACUCGUCUUCGCAUUGAAAGCCUGCCUGCAAUGCCUUAAAAUGCUGUCUAGAUAGGAAGCACACUAAGUGUUGGAACAGAACUAUAAUUUACUUUUUUUUGUUGAUAUUAUUCCUAUUGUAUGAUUCUGUGAAAACAACAGCUGCUUUUUUAAUGAAAAGGGCUUUAACGUUCAGCAGCUGAGAGCGAUUGUGGAAAUUAAAACUGUCUAUCAGCAUCACUAACACAAACAUUCACCACAGAGCAAGUAUUAAGGAAAAAGUUCUUAAUGGGUAUCUCUAAUUCGACUUUUCCGACUUUAACUUUUUAAAGACAUGUUGUCCUUCAGAAUUUUAGCCAUUAAUCUAUACAUCUCUGAAGCUGUGAAAAUGAAAAUAUGAACAGGACGAACAGAACAAAUCUUUACAAAAAAGUACUUUAUGCAGGGGCGUAGAUUUCGGGGGGACGGGGGAGGUAACCCCCCCCAAUAAUCAAAACAAGCAAGUACAACCCCCACCCCCCCCACCAUUAUUUAUACCAUAAUCAAUGGAAACAUGUAAAUGCUUUACACUGCAACCUCCCCAAUGUUCAAGUCAAAUCUACGCCCUUGACUCUAUGAAUACCAUAUUCAUAUACUAUGGUAUUAAUAUGGUAUUUCAAAGAUUUUGGUAUUACCGUCAUGGUUUUGACCCAAAAAACAAAACAAAAACGUAGUAAUACUUUUUUUGUGUGUUUGUUUUGUAAGAGAAAAAUAUGUCUCAAAAUUACAAAUCAAACUCUGGCUUGAGAAUUGUAUUUCAGAUUUAUAAUUUAUAACUGUAGAUUGAUCUUGGAAACUAGGAAAUUUAAUCUGUGAUUUUCAUUUGUUUAAUUUUAAACAGCAGAAAGUUACACUUCAUCUGUUGGCAAAAAUUAACAAUACUACAGUCCUUUUCAUCCUAUAUCAUGCUAAAAACAUACUAUUUUCUUUUCUUUUUUUUUCUAUAUACACAGCUGCAUUUAAAACUGAUGGUUUGAAGUUCUGGCAUCUAUUGAUUUUUUUUAAUAAUAUGUCUUGGUCCCAAUAACAUGGUAAUAUGCAAAUGGUUUCUGCUAAAAGAGGUACUUCUAAAGUCCCAGCUUGGAAAAUAUGGCCUUUAUGUGGCCCCUUUUUUUAAACUACUAAAUUUUAAUAUAUAAUUCAAACUAAACUAUAUUCAAACUGUGUUAGCUAUCAAAUGGAAAAUCAUACUAUAUCCUUAUUUAAACAAAAGAGUGCCUUUUAGGAUUGUUUGUAUAUAAAAUGGCAAUAAAUAUAACUGUUGACUUCUA